AUGGCUGGCCUUUGUUCUGCUGUUCUGCUGUUCUGCUGUUCUGCUGCUCUCUCUAUUGUGUUGCGGUGGCACAGUGUCGAGGACUGCCCUGAGCGGAUCCGCGCAAAGGUCAGGCAGUUUGGUGUGCGGAUCCAACAACUUCCCAACACCGUCCGGCACCCCAGCAGCAUCCACAAGAGUCGGCUUGGUCCUUGCGGCACUGGCGGCGACCUCAAUCAAGGAUAG
Podospora bellae-mahoneyi is the source of this 225-nucleotide messenger RNA. RefSeq lists its product as uncharacterized. The transcript has 3 exons. The record is from RefSeq and is a predicted model, not a curated record. Lineage: Eukaryota; Fungi; Ascomycota; Sordariomycetes; Sordariales; Podosporaceae. The coding region runs from base 1 to 225 and encodes 74 amino acids.